Molecule: messenger RNA, 1490 nt
Organism: Betta splendens (Siamese fighting fish)
Lineage: Eukaryota; Metazoa; Chordata; Actinopteri; Anabantiformes; Osphronemidae
Gene: barx1
Product: BARX homeobox 1
Exons: 4
Coding region: 419-1165 (248 amino acids)
Biological process (GO): regulation of transcription by RNA polymerase II
Cellular component (GO): nucleus
Molecular function (GO): DNA-binding transcription factor activity, RNA polymerase II-specific; RNA polymerase II transcription regulatory region sequence-specific DNA binding
Source: RefSeq, a predicted model, not a curated record
CUGAACUCACUGCCAAGGUGACGCGCAACAAAGCUGACAAAUAGCUCCGACCUCUGCGGCUCACCUCCUGCUAACAGAGUUCACAGUGCCAUUCAGGAGUUUUUACUUUAUAUAGCGGCGUGUUUGGUUCUUUUCUUUUUAUUUUUGCAAAGGCUUGUUCUUAAUUUCGGAAUCUCUAUCUGAAAUCCAUCAAUUCUGCGCCGAAGAAACGCGUGAAACGCCGCAGACGAGGCGCAGAGAACUGCACCUACUACCUGUUCCUGAAAGGUUUUUCCGCUCAACCACUUGAGGAUAAUUUCGAUCGGCACCAUUGAUCGGGGCUUUACCGGCACCACAGAGGGAAUAUGAGAUCUGGCCCGGGCCACUGACGGGAGCGACCAUCGAACGUGUCUCGUGAGGGCGACCGCACAGCCAGAUUAUGCAGCGUCAUUUGGACAUGGGGGCACAUUACUAUCCUCCCGACGUCCAUCCAGAUCACAGGACUCACCGCUACAGGAGUUUCAUGAUAGAGGAGAUCCUGACCGAUCACCCGGAGCACAAAGCCUCGGCUCCGACGGGGGAGCUCCUCAAAUUCGGAGUCCAAGCGCUGCUGUCCGGUCGGCCUUUUCACAACCAACUGGUGCUCAAAGCCGAGCAGGCCGCGCUCCUCAAGUUCCCCAUGUCCCCGCUGUCCUGCUCGCUGGGCCCCCCGCUGGGCCCCCCGCUGCUGUCCGCGGCGCAGGGCCUGCAGGUCGGCGCGGCGUCCCACCACCUCCCGCUGGACCUGCACCUCCGCGGGAAGCUGGAGCACGGAGCCGACGCAAGCAGCAAAGCCAAGAAGGGCCGUCGGAGCCGCACCGUGUUCACCGAGCUGCAGCUCAUGGGUCUGGAGAAGCGCUUCGAGAAGCAGAAGUAUCUGUCCACGCCGGACAGAAUAGACCUGGCGGAGUCUUUGGGCCUCAGCCAGUUACAAGUGAAAACAUGGUACCAGAACCGGAGGAUGAAGUGGAAGAAAAUUGUGUUGCAGGGAGGAGGCCUAGAGUCGCCCACGAAGCCCAAAGGCCGACCAAAGAAGAACUCCAUCCCCAGCAGCGAGCAGCUGUGUGAGCAGGAGCGGUCUGCUGCUGAUGCUGACCAUCAGUCUGAAGGUGGGAGCGCUCACUUGGAGAACACUCAGGAGGAAUGAACGUGUCCGGACUCUAUGUGCACGGCCAGAUUCAGGUUCAGCGUGCACCUCUUUGGACUCUGACAUGGCACAGAGGACAUAUUUACUGAUGCUCCCAGUGCAAAGCACAGACUGGCAAGUGCAGCCCCUGCACCGCUCAGAUGAGGCGGCGGGUUUGUUGUGGCCCCUCGUGAUCAACCUGCAGCUGGAGAAGGAAUUCAAACCUUUGCAGUAGGUCUAACCUUUAUAUUCUAAGGAUCCACUCUCACUCAUCUGUUCGCAUCCCUUUUGUGUAACUGUUUAAUUAUUAAAUAUAUUUUCACUAAUACUCCUCUCUCUUUAUUAU